AAAGGAGGAUGUCUCAAUUGUCAGUGAAGGAACAUCUGGAUGGGAUCCUUUCAGACUUCGAAGCCUUGAAAAAGUCCUUUGAGAUGGAAGAUGUGGAAGAAGUCCCUUCAUGCUCAACCAGAUCUUCUGUAAAUCCCGGCCCCUCUGAAAACGGAGAGGGGAAAAGAACCAGAGGACCCGUGCAGAGCAUCUAUCCAUCUCCCAUCGGCCUGAGCAACAUCUCCAGCCCUUCGCACAGUCCGAUCCCCAAAACCAGGAUCACGAACAGCCUGUCUUUCAACCGAGGUACCAUUCAUUUGCCUCGGGCUAAUGGAACCAACCUCGUCAGGGUGUCCUCUUUUCAAACUCGGCUGAAUCCCAAUGGAUUCUCUUCAUCUUUAGGGCCAGGAAGCGAUGAGAGUCUUCACAGUUCUUCUUCCAGUUUGGAGUGUCCAACACCCACAAUAUGCCCUCCGAAUCCUGUUCGGCAAUCCGAGUCCCCUGGAAUUGAGAUCUCUCAGCUAUCUAGUCCUUUGCUGAAGAAGUUCUCAUCCCAUGGGAAUGUCUUCCAUGCCGAGGUAGAGCGUCCGAUCCGGCAGGUCUCCAAGGCUACCGUGAAUCACAGCUCCUUGCCUUCCCUUGACUUGCAUAUCGCAGAAGACCAGGGGCCCGGUCCUACCCUUUGCUCCACCUCGAACAUUGACCCUACCAACAGGUGGAGCUCCCAAGACCAAAAUUCUAUCUCGCCUCUUCCAAAGAAUAGAACGUUACCGCGAAAGGAUUCUCCUUUCUCUGCCAUGGGGGCAGGCCAGCUGGCCAAUGUGACUUCGGUGGGUUCUUUGGCCUCCAAGCAAACUGCAAAGCUUCAAACGUUUCCCACCAGCCUGGAGAAGUUCAUUGGAACCCCACCAGUUCUCCCUUCAGUAGGUGAUCCUGGGCUCAAAUCUUUGCCUAAGGCCCAGCUUCAGAUCAACUUUGGCCACAGCCUGUCUCAUCCGUCUCCAGAACUGACCAACAAGGAUCAAGUGAUCAUAACUCAUGACACUUCCCUAGCAACCUGUUAUGGAAGCCCGCCAGAGAUAUCAGAAACAGAGCAAAAAGCUCCUCGUCCACCAUCUGCCUCUUUCCAGCUUGUCUCUCAAUCUCCAACUUCUCACGCUACUCCCCAGUCUUCUGCUCUUGGGUCUCCAGUGACAGCGCCACCUCCCCAAGGGAGCCCGGCUUUGCCCAACCCAAGAGAAAACUGUCAUGCUCUGAUAGAUUCCCUCUCCUGUCAGAAUGCUUCCAAUACUUCAAACUCAGGAGUGCCUUUUAGCUCGGGGAAAGAGUCUGGGGACCAGCGUCCGGAGAUCUUUGAGAAGAAGGAUGAGUCUGCAGAGAGGAACUCAUUAAAAGAAGAGAUUCAUCCCAAGCUUCAGCAGCUGAGCAUGGAGGACAAUCUAGCAGGAGAACCAACUCCCCAGGAUGGUCCAGCCCUCAAGACCACGGAUGGUGGAUUAUUCGGCUACGUGGGGAUUGAGGCCGUCCUGGACCAGAUGCGUAUCAAGACCAUGAAAACCGGAUUUGAGUUCAACAUCAUGGUUGUAGGACAGAGUGGUCUUGGCAAGUCCACCAUGGUCAACACCCUCUUUAAAUCCAAGAUCAGCCGGAAAUCAACUUGUUCCGGGUACGAGGAGCGUAUUCCCAAAACUGUGCAGCUGCUUUCUGUCACCCAUAUUGUUGAAGAAAAAGGUGUGAAGAUGAAGCUGACGGUCACAGACACCCCAGGAUUUGGGGACCAGAUUAACAAUCAAAACUGCUGGGAGCCAAUCAUUCAAUAUAUCAAUGACCAGUAUGAGCGUUAUUUGAAAGAGGAAAUCCUGAUUAACCGCAAGCAGAAAAUCCCAGACACCCGUGUACAUGCCUGUGUAUAUUUUGUCCCUCCCACAGGUCACUGGCUCCGCCCCUUGGACCUGGAGUUCAUGAGACGUCUCAGUAAGAUCACCAACGUGGUGCCGGUCAUCGCCAAAGCGGACACCUUGACCCUUGAGGAAAGGGCAGAGUUUAAACAGAGGGUCCAGAAAGACCUGAAGGCCCACGGCAUCCAUGUUUACCCCCAAGUAGACUUUGACGAUGAUCCAGACGAUCGGCUUUUGAAUGACAAAAUCAGGGAGAAAAUCCCCUUUGCAGUCGUAGGAGCAGACAAGGAACAUCAGGUGAAUGGGAAGAAGGUCCUGGGUCGCAAGACCAAGUGGGGGAUCAUUGAAGUGGAAAACUCAGCUCACUGUGAGUUUCCUUUGCUGCGGGAUCUCUUAAUCCGGUCUCACCUCCAGGAUCUGAAGGACAUCACCCACAGUGUACAUUAUGAACAAUACCGCAUCCAGCGCCUCAAUGAAAGCAACCGGCUGGCCAAAGGUGGCGAGUGGCUGGCACUGAGCUCCCUCACCUAUGAGCCACAGGGACAGCAUCGUCUCCCCUGCACGGCCUCAGCCCCACCACCCCUCCAGUAGCUUCUGCAGAUUGUUUUCCUCUUCCUUUUUCUUUUUUUUGGGGGGUGGGUGGGGUGGGGUGGGGGAAUUAGCUGGAGCAAUGUUCCUAGAAGACAUCACACUCCCUCUGUAGCCCUUGUGUGUUUUCUCAGCAUUUAUGCCCUACUGCUGGACACCUUUCUUUCCAUCGGUCUUCCAUCCAGUUUCACACCUCGGAGAAGAGCAAUGCUGGAACGGCUGGCAAUUUAGCCCACCUUUUCGCAUUCUGUGCCAUGAUCUGCACCACGUGGCUGUCUUUUUGGCAACCUCGGCUUCUCAGCUAACCUCCCUGCGUCUUCCAGGAAAACCUCCAGGCUGCCUUUGAAAGCAGGUUCUUCUUUUCAGAUGUUUGGAUGCGAGCCCCCUGUCCCUAGCAGACCUACUUCCUUCUUUAUACCACACCUAAUUCUCUCCUUGGAUUCAUCCUAAAACUAGAGGCUUCAUGGCAUUUCCCUGUCACUCUUAUGGGGUGGGGUGGGUGGGCAAGAGACCCUGAAGAUUUUGCUUUGGUUUAGAGAUGGAGCUCACAAACUCUGUUAGCCCAAGGGGUGACUCUUUCUUGUAGAUUGUCCCAAACUUGGAGGUUGGUAGCAGUAAGAAGGUAUGAAAGCAAAUGCGGUCUUCAGGUGAAGAGCCAACCUUCCUAUGUGACUUGGACUGACUGAUAAGACCCAAAUGACUCAUCUGGAAAGUGAGUGGACAGCAGGAGGAAUGGCAUAUCACAAGCAAUCUUCUCACAAUCUUCUCACACCUUCUCCAAACUUAUGAGUUUCUGACUGUGGAAUGCCCCUUCUGGAUAUUUCUCAUCCUGAGAUCUACAGGUCUGGAACAAUGCAGAAGAUUAGUUCCAGCCUGGUCCCAUGUUGGCGCAGAAGAAGAGACCUGGGAAAACUUUUUCCAUUUUCUAGAAUUUGCUUAGCUGGUCAAGUUUUUUUGUUCCCUCCGUGACAUUGACACUCCUGAGCGAAAGGCUCUUGGUCAACUUGUGAGUCUUUCCAGUUAUUCAUUAAAUCCCAGUUUAGAAGGUUUGGAGUUUUUCUUUUUUUCCUUUGUUGGGGGCAAUUUAAUUUCAAUGUAGAAUGGAGCUCCAAAGAUCAGGUAGACUAUCCCCCUCCAUCAGCUACUGGAGAUCAGGUAG
Pseudonaja textilis is the source of this 3624-nucleotide messenger RNA. It is a transcript of the gene SEPTIN12, whose product is annotated as septin 12. NCBI's taxonomy places the organism in Eukaryota, Metazoa, Chordata, Lepidosauria, Squamata, Elapidae. Gene Ontology annotation, molecular function: GTP binding. The record is from RefSeq and is a predicted model, not a curated record.